CAGAUAUUUAGCUUAUAAUGACAAAAUGGGGACAAACUCUAUCUUCUCUACUUCUCUCUAUGCUCCUUUGCGAACCCAUCUCUCAUCUUCAAAAACUCAUCUCCGCAACCCCAUUUUCUUGCCACACACAUCUAUAACUUAUCCUCAGGCACGAGGAUUCCGCAGCAAGAAUGUUGUUUACAGUAGCAAGUCAGUUGACCCGAAGGAGUCUCAGUUCUUUGAUGAAGAUGGAGUUGUGGAAGACAUGGAUGGCUACAUGAACUACCUGUCUCUUGAAUAUGACUCUGUCUGGGACACUAAACCUUCCUGGUGCCAACCAUGGACAAUUACACUGACCGGAUCGCUAGUCAUUGCAUUUAGCUGGCUCAUUCUGCACUCAGUACUAGCCACAGGCGUCGUAGUCUUCCUAAUAGGCUUAUGGUGGUACAUCUUUCUGUAUUCUUACCCAAAGGCUUAUGCAGAUAUGAUUGCUGAGCGGAGGAAGAGGGUGUCCAACGGUGUUGAAGACACCUUUGGUUCGGAGAAACCCGGUGAUGAUCCUAAUUAAAGCACUACCACUGCAGAAACCUCCCUAUCUUUCUCUUGACCUUCAUUCUUAAUCUCAACAUCAAUGAUGUAAUGAUCUUCCAUA
This is a messenger RNA of Argentina anserina (silverweed cinquefoil), 631 nucleotides long. RefSeq lists its product as uncharacterized. The transcript is spliced from 3 exons. The record is from RefSeq and is a predicted model, not a curated record. Bases 26 to 547 code for a protein of 173 amino acids. NCBI's taxonomy places the organism in Eukaryota, Viridiplantae, Streptophyta, Magnoliopsida, Rosales, Rosaceae. Gene Ontology annotation, cellular component: chloroplast.